AUGUCACAUGUAAAUCAAGACUGGUCUGAAUUUUCAGUGUUGGAGAUAAUGUUGCCGGAGAGAAGAAGUACGGUCGCUUCUUAUCUGAAUCCAUCUGAUUUACCUUGUGAAGUUGCACUUGCCGAAUCUGCCAAUCACAUACUUGAGCCUCAGGAGUAUUUAAACUUCAAGCGGUUUUCGUUAGGCUUUGUUGAGACAGAGACAUACGAUAAACCUAGAUUUGGAGGGCAUCAAACGCUCAAGGAAAGAGAGAGAUCUUACUCUGCCACAAAUCAAACAGUUCACUGUGGUUUUGUCAAAGGAGCGAAUGGGUUUCAUCAGGGUACUGGAUUUGAUUUGAGCGAAAUGGAUAGAGCCUACAUGAAGAACUGUGUAGUCUCUGUGUCUUCUUGCAUUUUUGGAAGCUCUGAUUUUUUAAGGAGACCUGCAAGCAAAAAGAUCAGUGAAUUCUCAAAGCGGAAUGUUUGUUUUGUGAUGUUCGUUGAUGAGCAAACACUAUCGAAGCUGGCUAGUGAAGGACAUGUUCCUGACAAGCAAGGGUUCGUUGGUCUGUGGAAAACUGUAGUAGUGAGCAAUUUGCCUUACACCGACAUGCGAAAGACUGGGAAAGUUCCAAAGUUUCUGUCACACCGCCUUUUUCCUUCUUCUAGGUAUUCGAUUUGGAUAGACAGUAAGAUGAGACUUACUACAGAUCCUAUGCUGAUCAUUGACUUCUUCCUAUGGAGAACAAAGUCAGAGUUCGCUAUCUCUAACCAUUAUGACCGGCAUUGUCUUUGGGAUGAGGUGUUACAGAACAAACGUCUGAACAAGUACAACCACACGGCCAUCGAUGAGCAGUUUAUGUUCUACAGAUCAGAUGGACUCAAGAGAUUUGACCCUUCAGAUCCUAAUUCUCCUCUUCCAAGCUGUAAGGCUCAUACACCAAUGUCGAACCUCUUCUCAUGCCUUUGGUUCAAUGAAGUUGAUCGGUUUACAUCGCGAGAUCAAUUGAGUUUUGCAUACACAUACCUUAAACUUCAGAGACUCAAUCCAGAUAGACCACUACGCCUAUACAUGUUCAAGGAUUGUGAGCGUCGAGCAUUAACUAAACUCUUCCAUCAUCGUGUAGAUUCAUCACCUCCUUCACCUCCUGCUUGAUUGAUCAAGUAAAGAUACUUCUCUACAAAUUUUGUGUUCAUAAACUAUUCAAAGUAUCAAUACUUUAUCUACUUUUAACCUCACUUGUUAGAGACUUACUGACUUGUAAGGACUGAGCUUUAGAAAUAACUAUUAGUGACUUGCAUCUCCUUUAGAUUGAAAACAAAGAAGAAACAUACAAAACCAUUAUAGUUGGCCAUUGUGAGUUUUUUUUUUGUUUGCUGUUUUGAGAUGAUUAAACAUGAAUUGUUUCUUGUUUAUUUUUGAUCUUCUUAUCUUAUUUUAAAACCAGUCUCUUUUGGGAUCACUCUGUUCCUCAAGUUUUGCUGUUUGAAUAGAUAAUAAUGAUAUCA
Thlaspi arvense is the source of this 1490-nucleotide messenger RNA. Lineage: Eukaryota; Viridiplantae; Streptophyta; Magnoliopsida; Brassicales; Brassicaceae. The record is from the annotation of a GenBank genome assembly.